Euleptes europaea (tarantolino) is the source of this 468-nucleotide messenger RNA. Its product is annotated as pleckstrin homology-like domain family A member 2. Gene Ontology annotation, biological process: positive regulation of apoptotic process. The transcript has a single exon. The coding region runs from base 1 to 468 and encodes 155 amino acids. The record is from RefSeq and is a predicted model, not a curated record. Gene Ontology annotation, molecular function: phosphatidylinositol phosphate binding. NCBI's taxonomy places the organism in Eukaryota, Metazoa, Chordata, Lepidosauria, Squamata, Sphaerodactylidae.
AUGAAGGGUCCCUCGGCGUCGCCGUCGCCGCCUCCGUCCCCCUCGGCGUCGGAGGUGCUGCGGGCGGGCGAGCUGGAGAAGCGCAGCGCCAGCCUGCUGCAGCUGUGGAAGAAGAAGCGGGCGGUGCUGAGCGCCGACCGGCUGCGCCUGUGCCCGCCCGAGGGGGCGGCGGGCGGCGGCGGCGGCCAGAGGGCCAAGGAGCUGCGCUUCGGCGCCAUCCAGAAGGUGGACUGCGUGGAGCGCACCGGCAAGUACGUCUACUUCACCGUGGUCACCACCGACCGCCGCGAGAUCGACUUCCGCUGCCCGGGCGAGAGCGGCUGGAACGCCUCCCUGGCCCUCGCCCUCAUCGCCUUCCAGAACCGCGCCGCCCUGCAGCGCGUCCAGGGCCGCCCCCAACAGCCCCCCGACCACGACCACCACCACGACGACGGCCCCCGCGAGCGGCGCCUGCCCAGGGGGCCCUGA